GCACGGUCGCUGUAUCCACGUUCUCGGCAGGAAUCAAUCAAUCAGCGAUGGCUGACGAGGAGCAGGGCCGUACGGUCGAUGAGAAAAGGCAGCCGGAGGUGUCUGCGGCCAGCAGCGAGGCCAGCGGCGGCGGGGUUGCGAGGGAGACGGGCUUCCUCGGGCGGAUGCGUGAGCUGGAGCGCCGGUUGGACCACAAGCUGGGGAUCGAGUCGGAGGCGAUUGUGCGCAAGCUGCCGGAGGAGAAGAAGGCGGUGCCAUGGCAUGAGCAGCUGUCGAUGGCGCUGCUGUGGGCCAGCGGGACGAUGAACACGUCGUGCUUCGCGACGGGGUUUCUGGGCUGGGAGCUGGGGCUGAGUCUGAAGCAGGCGAUCGUCAUCACCAUCUUCGGGUCCAUCCUCGGGGGGUCGAUCACGGGCUACUGUGCGACGUUUGGGGCGGCGACGGGCCUGCGGCAGAUCAGCGUCAGUCGGUACAGCUUCGGCUGGUGGCCCAACAAGGUGGUGGCCUUUCUCAACAGCAUCGAGCAGAUCGGCUGGGCGUCGGUGGCGUGCAUCACGGGCGGGCUGGCCCUGACCGCCGUGUCGGACGGGCAUCUGUCGUUGGUGGUGGGCAUUGUCAUCCUGGCCAUCGUCGCGCUGCUCAUCUCGCUCGUCGGCCUCAACGCCAUCCUGGUGUACGAGCGCUACGCCUGGGUCAUCUUCUUCGUCAUCUUCCUCAUCUUCUUCGGCGAGACCGGCCAGCACGCCGACAACUCCACCCCGGCCACCGUCUCCGGCAUCACCUUCAGCGGCGCCGUCCUCAGCUACCUGGCCAUCAUCUACGGCUCCAGCGCCUCCUGGGCCACCAUGGUCAGCGACUACUACGUCCACUACCCGGCCAACAUCAGCCGCGUCAAGGUCUUCCUCAUGACCACCUUCGGCAUCGCCAUCCCCACCUCCAUCGGCAUGGUCGCCGGCUGCGUCGUCGCCUCCGCCCUCAACAACAAGCCCGACUGGCUCGACACCUACGACGACAACGGCAUCGGCUACCUCAUCCGGGACAUGCUCUACCCGCGCGGCUUCGCCAAGUUCCUCCUCACCCUGCUCGUCCUGUCCGGCAUCAACGUCAACGUCAUCAGCAUCUACAGCUCCGCCAUCUCCUUCCAGCAGCUGUCCCGCCCCUUUGCCCGGGUGCCCCGCUUCAUCUGGACCAUCUUCUGCUUCCUGUGCAUCAUCGCCUUGGCCCUCGGCGGCCGCUCCAAACUCAACGACUACCUCACCGAUUUCCUCUCCCUGCUCGGCUACUGGUGCACCAGUUACGCCAUCAUCCUCUUCCAGGAACACUUCAUCUUCCGCAAGGGCAACUUCGACAACUACGACCUCGACGGCUGGAACGACCCGGACCGUCUCCCCCUCGGCAUCGGCGCCUCCGUCGCCUUCCUCCUCGGCGUCGUCUCCUGGUGCAUGGGCAUGGACGAGACCUGGUUCGUCGGGCCCCUCGCCAAGCUCAUCGGCGCUUACGGCGGCGACGUCGCCAACGAGCUCACCUUUGUCGUCACCGCCCUCUCCUACCCGCCUGCUCGUUACCUCGAGCGCAUGUACUUCGGUCGGUAGACAGUGGACUGGUAGACAUCUCGUCAUGUAUUCCUCCGUCCUCUUUCACAUGUAAUUGAUAAUGGCAGUAGCCCGUGUACACUUAUGAAAUCUCCUAGCACACAGU
This is a messenger RNA of Penicilliopsis zonata CBS 506.65, 1698 nucleotides long. RefSeq lists its product as hypothetical. Gene Ontology annotation, cellular component: fungal-type vacuole membrane; plasma membrane. Gene Ontology annotation, molecular function: transmembrane transporter activity. Lineage: Eukaryota; Fungi; Ascomycota; Eurotiomycetes; Eurotiales; Aspergillaceae. Gene Ontology annotation, biological process: transmembrane transport. Bases 48 to 1592 code for a protein of 514 amino acids. The record is from RefSeq and is a predicted model, not a curated record. The transcript has a single exon.